GUUCGAGGCUGUAUGGCCUAAAGCUGUUGUUGUGAAUGUUGUAAGGUGUCUGAUUUAUCUAUGCACAGUAUUUUCCAGGAAUGCUAUGUAAUGUGGUCCAAAAUACAGUGAAAAUUAUGAAUCGGUAGACUGCUUUGCAAAAACUUAUGCUAUUUAAACAAUGAAUCGAAAAUUUAUCAAGCCUGGAGUUGCUGUUCUUGGAAGGAAUUCACAACCGUUUGGGAAAGGAUCAACUGCUAACCUAAAGAGAUUUGUUGUUUAUGAUGACUUUGCAAGAGGAUGGGUCUCGAAAAGGUGGUAUACGAAGUCACAGAAAGUGGCUAAAACAUUAUUUGCACCGUGGACUAAGUACCCAUAUUUAACAAAAAAGAAAGAGACUCUCGCUCUGCCUGCUUCAGUUGAUAACAAGCGACUAAUGAGCUCCGAUGGCGACUCAUUCACAAAAGUGAAAAGAAUUUACCUACGAAGUCCAUACAAAUGGUUUGAUAUCAAAGUCAAGCUGUUUUUGCUAAGAAGAUUUUUUGAUCGUGACUUUGAUGAACAUGAAUUUCUUACGGGGGCUAGGCAGGCAAUAUGUUUAGUUUCAUCAUUCAUAUCAAAAGGAAAUUUUAAUGAGCUGGUUGGGAUGUUGACAGAGAAGGCCACUGAGAUGGCAAAGAACAUACACCAAGAAACAAACAAAAAGGAAAAAUUAGAAAUUGUGGAUGAAAUUAUUGAUAACAUUUCUUUGUCUAACAUGGCAUUCAUUUAUGAUGAGAAAGGUGGAAAGUGGGUUGAUAUAUUAGUUACCUGCCAUUGCGCUGAAGAAAAUUCAACACAAAGAAGAAUUGGAAAUAUUGAUCUGGCUAGUAUUCCAUCACAGAGAAUAUUCAACUUCUCGUUUGUGCGAGAAUUCACACCUGGGGUAACGGCUGAUUGGAUAAUUGACAGGAUAGCAUUCAGCAGUCCGUUCUCUGAUGAUUGAGCAUGGAGAUUAAGUCCAAUUCAAGUAGAAACAUUAAGAGACUAUUUUUUAAAUUUAUUUUUACUCAUGUGUAUUUGAGACAAAAUGUAAUAUUGUUCCUUCAAACAGUAGUGUUUUCCAGUUAUCUACCACUGAUACAUAGAUGUUUUACCAGCAUGCUCUUAUUAUUUCAAAAAAAUGUAACAACAUUCAUAAAAAUGACUGUAAUACAUGUAUAG
This is a messenger RNA of Rhopilema esculentum, 1182 nucleotides long. The record is from RefSeq and is a predicted model, not a curated record. Lineage: Eukaryota; Metazoa; Cnidaria; Scyphozoa; Rhizostomeae; Rhizostomatidae.